Cuscuta epithymum is the source of this 3722-nucleotide messenger RNA. Lineage: Eukaryota; Viridiplantae; Streptophyta; Magnoliopsida; Solanales; Convolvulaceae. The record is from the annotation of a GenBank genome assembly.
GGGUAUCAUCAGUUGAGGAUAAAGGAGAGUGACAUACCUAAGAGUGCAUUUCGCACUAGAUAUGGUCACUACGAGUUUUUGGUAUGUCAUUUGGUCUAACCAAUGCACCGGCGGCGUUCAUGGACAUGAUGAACCGUGUGUUUAGUGAAUACUUAGAUCAAUUUGUGAUAGUAUUCAUUGACGAUAUUCUAGUAUACUCCAAAGGUGAAGAGGAACACGAGGACCAUUUGAGACUUGUACUCGAACGGCUAAGGGAAAAACAACUCUUUGCAAAAUUCUCUAAAUGCGAGUUUUGGCUCAAAGAGAUUGGGUUUCUCGGGCAUGUCGUGUCGGGUUCGGGCAUUGCUGUGGAUAAAGCCAAAAUAGAAGCCGUUGUGAAUUGGGAGAGACCCAAAAAUGUGAAAGAGAUACGUAGUUUCCUUGGCUUAGCGGGAUACUAUCGUAAAUUUGUUGAGAAAUUCUCGGUGUUGGCGUCUCCAUUAACAAAGCUCACAAAGAAAGGGGCCAAGUUCGUGUGGGACGACAAGUGUGAGGAAGGAUUUCUCGAACUAAAGAAACGACUCACCGAAGCACCAGUCCUUGCCCUACCCACACAAGGGAUAGGGUAUGAUAUAUAUAGCGAUGCUAGCAUUCAAGGUCUUGGGUGUGUACUAAUGCAAAAAAGGGGGGUGAUUGCCUAUGCUUCUGGGCAAUUGAAGAAACACGAGGCGAACUACCCUACCCAUGAUCUAGAGUUGGGAGCGGUAGUGUUUGCACUGAAGAUUUGGCGACAUUAUCUCUACGGGGAGACAUGUCACAUUUUCACCGAUCAUAAGAGCCUGAAGUAUGUAUUCACUCAGAAAGAGUUGAAUAUGAGACAAAGGAGAUGGAUGGAGUUGAUCAAGGACUAUGACUUGAUCAUCGACUAUCAUCCCGGAAAGGCCAAUGUAGUGGCUGAUGCACUGAGCAGGAAAAGUACGUCGGGGACAUUACUCACAUGUCUACGAACUUUGAGGGCACACGUGGAGGUGUCCGCGAGUGGGGUCCUCAUUGCUAGAUUCGAGGUUAGGCCUACAUUGCUGAGUGAGAUCAGUAGAUGUCAGGCCACUGAUGAAGAAUGCCAGAAGAUCUGCGAGAGGAUCCUUGAAGGGCCCGUUGAGAACUUUCGGGUACGUGAUGACGGUCUUUUACUGUUUAAAGAUCGUGUAUGCAUACCAAAGAGUGAAGAGCUCCAAAAGUCUAUACUAGAGGAGGCUCAUUCUUCGACAUAUGCUAUGCAUCCAGGAGGUACUAAAAUGUACCGAGACUUGAAGGAAAGUUACUGGUGGUCGGGUAUGAAGAGGGACAUCACAGAGUACGUGAGUCGAUGCCUUACUUGCCAGCAAGUUAAGGCAGAACACCAGCACCCGGCAGGGCUUUUGCAGCCACUGACCAUUCCAGAAUGGAAGUGGGAGCAUGUGACCAUGGACUUCGUGGUGGGGCUGCCAGGAACAGUGAACAACUAUGAUGCGGUUUGGGUAGUGGUUGAUAGGCUCACCAAGAGUGCACACUUUUUGCCUAUCAACAUUACUUAUCCUCUUGAAAGACUGGCAAAGCUAUACACGGAGGAGAUUGUGAGACUACAUGGAGUCCCGAUAUCCAUUGUCUCGGAUAGGGACCCACGAUUCACAUCUCGAUUUUGGCCCAAGUUUCAAGCAUCCUUGGGUACUAAACUGAAGUUUAGCACAGCUUUUCACCCACAGACAGAUGGACAAUCUGAGAGGGUGAUACAGAUAUUGGAGGACAUGCUCAGGGCAUGUGCUCUGGAGUUCCAAGGAAGUUGGGACAAACAUUUGGCUCUAGUCGAGUUUGCCUAUAACAACAGUUAUCAGGCGAGUAUUGGCAUGCCUCCAUACGAGGCAUUGUAUGGGAGGAAAUGCAGAACACCGUUGUGUUGGGACGAGGUUGGCGAGGCCAAGCUCGAAGGGGUUGAACUUGUCGAAAUAACCAAGGCUAAGGUGAAAGUCAUUCAGGAUAGACUUAAGGUUGCUCAAGAUCGGCAGAAGAGUUAUGCCGACAAACGACGAAGGCCAUUGGAAUUCAAGGUCGGUGAUAAGGUCUUCUUAAGGAUUUCUCCUUGGAAGGGUAUCAUCAGGUUUAUAUCGAGGGGAAAGCUUAACCCCCGAUACAUUGGUCCGUUUGAAAUCCUUGAAAGGGUUGGGGCGGUGGCUUACCGUCUCAAGCUGACGCCGGAACUUGAGAAGAUACACGACGUGUUUCAUGUAUCGAUGCUCAAGAAAUACGUGAGAGAUCCAUCUCAUAUUCUUGAGAGACCACCGGUGGAGAUACGUGAAGAUCUACAAUAUGCAGUGGAACUGGUAAAGGUAGUGGGUCAACAGGUGAAGAAAUUGAGGAACAAGGAGAUUCCUAUGGUAAAAGUCCUUUGGAGGAGUGAUCGGGUCAAGGAAGAAACAUGGGAGACUGAGGUCUCAAUGAGAGAGCAAUACCCUUUUCUCUUCGAUUAGACACGUGGAUUUUGGGGACGAAAUCCCAAAUAAGGGGGGGUGAACUUGUAACACCGUCCCCAAAUGUAUUUACUUUUAAGUGAAUAUUGUAUUUUAACCCUAUGGAUUGGUUGACGAAUUUACGAGGUUAUGAAUUUUUAUUAAUUCUUUUGCGGGAAUAGUAAAUUCGCAUGUGGGGCCCACACCGGGAGCGGGGACCGCCCGAUAUUUCCGGGACCAUUAUUUUAUUCAUCUUGGUCUAGAUAAUAUUUAUAUGGUGGUGGAUAUCUCAUUUGAGUAAUGGGAAGGCCCAGAGUUGACCGAUUGGUCAAAAAAGGCCCAAAUACCGGUAUUGGUAAUUUAACCGAUAAAAGCCCGAAAUUGGAUUUCGGAGACCUAUAAAUUAAAGUUGGGAAAUGUAUAUUCAUUUUAAGGGUCAUAAUGAUUGGGAACAUGUAAUAUAUCUUAUUUGACCCGAUAAAAUAAAAUAUAUUUAAAACUGUCCGAAAAAUACAACUUUCGGGACAAAGUGUACACUUCGGGACAAAAAGGGUUGACCUCCCACAUGGGUGGGGGCCAACCCACGAAUUUAGCCACAUUUUUCAAGGCAUGGGUCGGCUGAUAUGAGAGGGAGGUGGGAGAGAGAGCUGAUUUGAGAUGUUUGGCAUCAAAACAAAUCAUGGUGGCCCUCCUUUCCUUCACUCAUUGCUCAAUUGAGACAAAUGAGCAUUCCUACUCCUCCCCUCCUCACUCAUUCGGCCAACACUAAGGAAAAGGAGGAAAGAAGCUCUGCAACUUCAUCUUUCAUCGCCAAACUCAAGCCAAGCUCAAACAAGAAAGUUGAUAGGAAGUUAAAGAAGGAAAAAACUAGCUAAAGGUGUGAAAGUUAAGGAACUUGAUUUAGAGUAUCUUUGAGCUUCGCCGGAGUUUCGCCGGAGUUGGUCAAAGUUGGCCGGAGUUGGUCAAAGUUCACCGGAAAUAGUCAAAGUUUAACCGCGGGGCGUAGAACACGCUUAAGCUCACUUAAGUUUCAGGUAGAACUUGAAGGUUGCUACCAUCACCGUUGCUUCGGGUGGAUUAUCAAGGAGAGGAGACGUGGUUCGUGCUUCCUCCGUUUCUGUUUUAAACAUUUAAAUUAAUGCUCAUGGAUACUAUUUUCCGAAUAAUUAUUUAGGGCUUGCACGCCCGUGUUUGCCACGUGUGGCUCGAAUGCUUGUAUUAAUAUUUCCGCUGCUUAAUUAAAUGAUUUACAUUAUGAUU